AUGGAUGAUGAAACUGAACAAAAGCAAGCUCUUGCCAGGGACAUCAACCAUUUGGUGACUUUAGCAAGCACUACCAAUGUGGAACCACUGAGUGAACGCCAUCGGGCUUUUGCCAACUGUCCUGCCGACAAAUUUGCAGAAAAGUUCACAGUCCAGGAUGCCGUGGCAACAAUUUUACUGGAUGGUCGUCCUGGAGAACUUUAUGCAGUUGGUAUCCAGCUUGACCAAGAUCCCGAUGCUUCGAAGCGCGCGGUUGUCAUAUACAUAUCGACAAACCAGAAAGUCACAGCUUCCAAAACCAUCUUUCUCGAGGAUAUUUGGAACCUCCUGCAAAAACGGGCUAAAGAUUAUGAGCUCUUCGACAUUGAAAAGGAGGAAUUUGAGCGUGAACACCCCGAGGGAGAGCCGGAUGCUCAAAAGGCCAGGCCACCCACCAUGCCACAAGACACCUAUCAUAGUCUGAUGCGACUUGUUUACCGUCAGUGUUUCAAGCGGUGGCUUAAGUGGAUCCAUCAGUCCUACGACGACAUGUCGCGGUUUAAGGCUAUCAUGGUGGACACAGUCGGAGACGAGCUCGAGGACUUCAAUCCAAAAUUCCACUGGUGGCUUGAGCCUUUGACUUAUCUUAUCGAGCAAUACGACUGGGUGUGCGAUUCUGCGAACUUGUUGACCAAGCAAGGCCGUGACCCCGCAAGCAUUGUGUUACACCCAGACUUUCCAGCCAAGAUGGAUCGCUUGGAAUCUGCAUAUCGCGUUUUUGAACAAGGGGACGACGCCUUGAAAAUAAUUGAAGACUGGGGCGCGAUGAUCCCUGAACAAGAGGAGCCUAUUCUCUCGCAUCUCCGACACUUCGUCGAGCUCCAUAUUGCGAUCAAUACUCUGGAGCGCGUUGCUCAGUCUGGAAAGGCACCUCAGAUUUUCAGCAACAAGUCUCUUGAAGUUGUGUACGUUGACGACUUCAACCCGCAGCCCAUCCCAACCGCGCUGCCGAUCGACACCAAUGGCUGGGAGGCCGUCCUCACUCAGGGCCUUGCAUACCGCAACUUCGCGAUCAAGCCGGAAUACGAAGCCGGUGUUCAAGCUCACUUCACUGCUCUGGGCGAAAUAUCAUCCAAGCGAAACAACACUUGUCGGGUCACCCUGCACCCCCCCAUUCAGCUGCUCCAAUUUUUCACGACCCAUCGCAUCCAUCCACCACCGUUUACAUGUAUCGGUUCCUCCCAGCCCAUUUGCGCUGCAUGUUCCGCCGUCUUCGCAGCCUGGAACACCCUCUACGAAUAUCCAAGCUUCAUUUCGCGCCGGUCAAGCGGAAAUUUCCCGUUUCCGUGGAACGUUCCAACUGAAUGGGUCGGUGCAAGGGUUACUAGCGAUGUUGAAAUCCUAGACGCGAUCUACAGAAAAAUCGCGGAGAGAUUUGGCAGUGCGCUGUUUGAGGCCGGCAUGGCUCUUUGGGGGGAAGCAGGAUCAUCGGCUUCGGGAGAAGUUCUAAAUGACCGAGACGCGGGACAGGAGGGACACCGAGAAGUCGAUGGACAAGAGGCACAGGAGAUGAAGAAUAGUCCGAAUGAACAGGGUUGCCACCAAGUUCAAGAGUUCCUGGAAUGCCAGCAAUAUAAAGGGGGAAACAAGGGCAACGCAGUCGAGAAUCGCGCUUGUGACCAGCGGCAGGACUGCCAAGAAGAGCAAAUCAAUGGCCAGGAACAUGAGGGACAGACUAGGGCGAAAGCGGAGAGGAACCCAAAGAAUUAA
Messenger RNA from Coccidioides posadasii C735 delta SOWgp, 1749 nucleotides. RefSeq lists its product as uncharacterized. The record is from RefSeq and is a predicted model, not a curated record. NCBI's taxonomy places the organism in Eukaryota, Fungi, Ascomycota, Eurotiomycetes, Onygenales, Onygenaceae.